GACACUGCGCAUGUGCGAGCCUCUCGUGUCUUCGACCUCUACUACAGACCGACUCCUCGCAUCACCUCCAGCCUCCUGUCGUCGACCUGAGCCUCUCGUCCCCGUCGUCAUGUUCGCCUGCGCCAAGUUUGUCUCCACGCCCUCCCUGGUGAUCCGUGCUGGAUCCCGGGUACUGUACAGACCGCUCUCAGCAGCAGUCGUCUCAGAUGCCAGGAAAGCAGAGACUGCCUCACUCCUUGCACCACAGUCUAUCGCAGCCUCUCAGCAGCAACUGGCAGUGCGGGGUUUCCAGACCAGUGCCGUGAGCCGUGACAUCGACACUGCCGCUAAGUUCAUUGGUGCUGGAGCUGCCACUGUGGGAGUGGCUGGAUCCGGGGCUGGAAUCGGAACAGUGUUCGGCAGCCUUAUUAUCGGUUAUGCCAGGAACCCCUCGCUCAAGCAGCAGCUGUUCUCUUAUGCCAUCUUGGGCUUUGCUCUGUCUGAAGCUAUGGGUCUCUUCUGUCUGAUGGUUGCUUUCCUAAUUCUGUUCGCCAUGUAAACUAGCUCAGCACUUGGUGUUAAAGGGAAACACAUCACAAAGUCAUUCUCUUAUCUUGUUGCUUAUUAGCAGUUAUUCGUGCUCGUUAACAAAAAUGUGAUGUCUGAAACUCUGGCAAACCAUUGCUCAUAUUAAAUGACGGUUUGACACCAUAUUGUAUUUUUAAUCAAAUGUUUAUGUUCACAAACGUGCAACCAAUAACAGAAGUAAAAGAGUUAAUGAAUCAAA
Limanda limanda (common dab) is the source of this 766-nucleotide messenger RNA. RefSeq names its product ATP synthase F(0) complex subunit C3, mitochondrial-like. Bases 11 to 538 code for a protein of 175 amino acids. Gene Ontology annotation, biological process: proton transmembrane transport; proton motive force-driven ATP synthesis. The record is from RefSeq and is a predicted model, not a curated record. Gene Ontology annotation, molecular function: proton transmembrane transporter activity. NCBI's taxonomy places the organism in Eukaryota, Metazoa, Chordata, Actinopteri, Pleuronectiformes, Pleuronectidae. The transcript is spliced from 5 exons.